This is a messenger RNA of Penicillium coprophilum, 759 nucleotides long. RefSeq names its product polysaccharide lyase family 20 protein. NCBI's taxonomy places the organism in Eukaryota, Fungi, Ascomycota, Eurotiomycetes, Eurotiales, Aspergillaceae. Bases 1 to 759 code for a protein of 252 amino acids. The transcript has a single exon. The record is from RefSeq and is a predicted model, not a curated record.
AUGUUUAGCAAACUCUCCUCGGCAGCACUGCUGGCCCUCGGCUUGACAGCCCAGGCCACCCAGAUCUUCAGCAACACCGGCACAACCUCCGGCUGGGACGCCACCAACCAUGAGCACUCCGGCACCGUCCAACAGGUCACGAACGUAGUCUACGAAGGCCCAACCGCCCUGAAAAUGACCCAAGUCUACGACUCCAGCUAUACAGGCCGCUACCACUCGGAAGUCGUCAAAAAGAACGUAUACAAGCGGGGUGACACGGGCUUCUACGGCUUCACCUUCCGCCUCCAAGAAAAUUGGCAAUUUUCCCCCGCACAAUCAUACAACAUCGCCCAAUUCAUCGCCGACUUCAGCGAUACUGGUUGUGACGAUUACAUGCCCUCAAGCAUGGUGUGGCUUGUCGGUGACCAGCUCUACACGCGUGUCAAGCAGGGCAGUAUCUGCUCGCAGAAGACUGUGACUUUCCCAAGCCUGGCGACUGUGAGUGCGGGCGUCUGGCAUAAGAUCGUGAUCCAGGCUACAUGGAAGUCGGAUGGUACUGGCCAAUAUAAGUUGUGGUUGGAUGGAAAUAAGCUGUUGGAUAAGAGGGACAUUGCGACUACCAUUGAUGAUGAUCGGGCGUUCCAGUUCCGUGUCGGCCUUUAUGCUAAUGGCUGGCAUGAUGAUAAGGGAAUGAAGGGUACACAGGGUACUAGGCAGAUUUGGUAUGAUGAGAUUGCGGCUGGAACUGUGUUUGCCGAUGCGGAUCCUGAUCAAUGGUGA